GGAGGGCUGGCGUUCAGCCGGUCACUCAGACGGACAGACGGACAGGAGCCGGACACACACUGAACACUCUCAACCAACCAGAGAGAGAGAGAGAGAGAGAGAGAGAGAGAGACAGGAACAUCCAUCACAUAACAGAUCAUCAUGGCAGAUAAAAUUAAGGACGCCAAGAUCGUCUUUGUUGUGGGUGGACCGGGCUCCGGUAAGGGCACUCAGUGUGAGAAGAUUGUGGCGAAGUACGGCUACACUCACCUGUCGUCAGGUGACCUGCUGCGUGCUGAGGUGGCGUCAGGUUCAGACCGAGGAAAACAGCUACAGGCCAUCAUGCAGAAAGGAGAGCUUGUGCCUCUGGACACGGUUCUUGACAUGAUCAAAGACGCCAUGAUCGCUAAAGCAGACGUGUCUAAAGGUUAUCUCAUCGACGGCUACCCUCGUGAAGUCAAACAGGGCGAAGAGUUAGAGAAGAAGAUCGGCGCUCCGGCUCUUCUGCUGUACGUGGAUGCUAAAGGCGAGACGAUGGUGAAGAGACUCGUGAAGCGCGGAGAGACCAGCGGCCGCGCCGAAGACAACGAGGAGACCAUCAAAAAACGUCUGGAUCUGUACUAUAAAGCCACUGAGCCCGUCAUCGCUUACUAUGAGAAACGCGGCAUUGUCAGGAAGAUCAACUCUGAGCUGCCCGUGGACGAGGUGUUCGCUAUCGUCGAAAAAGCUAUCGACGAGCUCAAAUAAAACAGCACUUGACAACAAA
Messenger RNA from Triplophysa rosa, 745 nucleotides. RefSeq names its product adenylate kinase 1 (gene ak1). The record is from RefSeq and is a predicted model, not a curated record. Gene Ontology annotation, cellular component: cytosol; cytoplasm. The transcript has 7 exons. Bases 142 to 726 code for a protein of 194 amino acids. Gene Ontology annotation, biological process: nucleoside triphosphate biosynthetic process; ATP metabolic process. NCBI's taxonomy places the organism in Eukaryota, Metazoa, Chordata, Actinopteri, Cypriniformes, Nemacheilidae. Gene Ontology annotation, molecular function: nucleoside diphosphate kinase activity; AMP kinase activity; ATP binding.